AUGGUUCUUGGUGGUAUGAGCGGUCUUAAUGAAGCCACUCCAAAUGCAGAAGAUUCAACUUCUACUCAUCAGAAAAGCCCCAAGUGGAUGACUGCGCAAAAUUUGGUGUUACUAAGUGGGUGGAUUAAAUAUGGAACAUACAUCUUUGUUGGCAGAAACCAAAAAGGUGAUGCAUAUUGGGUGCGUUAUGGUAGCCAGGUAGAAGGAAAUACUGGCUCUAGAAGUAGUGGAUCUAAAAGAGCUCACGAAAGUGAUGCUAGUGACUCCAACUCUGUAGAAUCCAGUGCUCGUCCAGUGGGGAGGGAUGCUGCUAAGAAUAAAAAAGCAAAAAGAAAGGCGCAAGAAUUGGAACGCUUGGAAAAACUAGCCAUGUUGCAAGAGGAGUCAAACCAAAGACGAAAGGAGGCAACACAAAGGCAAGAAGAGGCAAACCAGUUGAUGAAAGAAAAGACUCGGGCUAAGAAAAUGAAGACAUGGUUAAAGCUAAGUGAAAAUGAACAUCUCAAUAAUCAGAGCAACGAGCUGUUCUAA
Messenger RNA from Brassica napus (rape), 531 nucleotides. RefSeq lists its product as uncharacterized. The record is from RefSeq and is a predicted model, not a curated record. The transcript is spliced from 3 exons. NCBI's taxonomy places the organism in Eukaryota, Viridiplantae, Streptophyta, Magnoliopsida, Brassicales, Brassicaceae. The coding region runs from base 1 to 531 and encodes 176 amino acids.